Hippoglossus stenolepis (Pacific halibut) is the source of this 3292-nucleotide messenger RNA. Its product is annotated as ras-related protein Rab-8A. Gene Ontology annotation, molecular function: GTP binding; GTPase activity. Lineage: Eukaryota; Metazoa; Chordata; Actinopteri; Pleuronectiformes; Pleuronectidae. Bases 68 to 688 code for a protein of 206 amino acids. Gene Ontology annotation, cellular component: trans-Golgi network transport vesicle; dendritic spine; synaptic vesicle. The transcript has 8 exons. The record is from RefSeq and is a predicted model, not a curated record. Gene Ontology annotation, biological process: protein secretion; neurotransmitter receptor transport to postsynaptic membrane; protein localization to plasma membrane.
GGGGGCGUCCUUUCCGUUUCACUUCAUCGCUGCCGCGCCGGGCGGGAUUUCCGCACUAACAUCAAGUAUGGCGAAGACGUACGAUUAUUUGUUCAAAUUACUGCUAAUCGGUGACUCCGGUGUCGGGAAGACCUGCGUCCUGUUCCGGUUUUCAGAGGACGCCUUCAACUCCACGUUCAUCUCGACCAUAGGCAUUGAUUUCAAGAUCAGGACGAUAGAGCUGGACGGCAAGAAGAUAAAGUUGCAGAUAUGGGAUACGGCCGGCCAGGAGCGCUUCCGAACAAUCACAACUGCCUACUACAGAGGAGCUAUGGGCAUCAUGCUCGUCUAUGACAUCACCAACGAGAAGUCGUUUGAAAACAUCAAGAACUGGAUAAGAAACAUAGAGGAGCAUGCAUCCUCUGAUGUUGAAAAGAUGGUCCUCGGCAACAAAUGUGACAUCAACGACAAGCGGCAGGUGUCCAAGGACAGGGGGGAGAAUCUUGCAUUAGAAUUUGGAAUCAAGUUCAUGGAGACAAGUGCAAAGGCCAACAUCAACGUGGAAAACGCGUUUUUGACACUUGCCCGAGACAUCAAAUCGAAAAUGGACACAAAAUUGGAGGGAAAUGCGGCGCAGGGGAGCAGUCACGGAGUUAAGAUCUCCGAGCCUCAGAAAAAGACCAGCUUCUUCCGCUGUAGCCUACUCUGAGGACCGAGGCCUUCGACAGUGGCUGCCAACUGGCUGGACAUAAAUGGACUGUGCUUUGCUUAUAGCACUUUCUCCCCAUUCCCCCCUUCUACCCAACCAUGGCCUGUCCUCCCAGUCCACACAAACCAUCUUACUCCGAGUGAGUGGAAGACUUCCUCUCCUCUCUUCCUCUUCUGAAAGCUUCCAGUGGUGCAUCUCUUCCAUUUAAAAGGAGAUCUGUUGUCUUCACGAGUCAAACCGCUCGACUGGUGGAGGACUUGACCUGGAGCGUUGCCCAGAUGUUCCACGUCACCAAAAAAAGACGCGUUCUUACUUCUUGUAUUAGCCUCUUCUACAUUUCAUACAGCUGGUAGCACAACCGAGAAAGAAAAAUCAUAUAAUUUUGUCAAGGUUUAGGGAUUAUAAAUACAAAUGUGACAUUUAGAUCUAUUUUUAUUAGUGGUUUCCCCUUUUUUAUGUGAUAAAUCUCACCCGGAGACCGAUCGGCUUGAACUCCAGUGAAACAGAGCUGCACAAACCUUCUAUUCAUUUCAGCAGUUGAGAAUCAAACAAACAGUCAAGGAUCAUAGAGGAAUUGGUUUGAAAGGCUUUAUAUCUCCUGCUCUUACUAUUGCACACAGUCCUUGACAGUCAAUUGAAGCGACUAUAAACUGUCACUUGAUUUUAAAACACAUCUGAGUGCAAAUGUGCUGACACUGGAUUGGAGGCGCUUGCUGAAUAGUUUGAUCCUCCACAGUUAAUUUUGGUCUUUUACAAGAUCCUGUCUUAAACUAUAAUGUUUGAUUAAUUCACCACUUAUUGUCUUGAUUAGUUGAUUGGUUCGGUUACAAAAUAGUGAAAAAUAUCUCUGAAAGUUCCCUUAAGCCACAGGUGACUUCUUCAAAUGUCUUGUCGAAACCCUCAAAAACGUUCAUUAAAUACAUUGAAAAUUUACCAAAAAAGCUCCAAAUCCUCACAAUUUGGGAAAGUGGAACCAGCAAAUGUUUGAUAUUUAAGAUUUAGAUCAUUAAGCUAUUAUCCGAACAGUUAUUUGAAAUGUAUCUAAUUAUUUGCACUCUUAAAAAAAGAGUCACGUGAAGGUCUUGUCGCAGCUCUAACUCGCUCUCAAGCUAAAUGACGUCUCUGCUUAUUUCGAUCAGCAAAUAUAUUCACUCUUGAGGUUUCACGCUGUAAACCCCUUCCCCCCCCAAUCCUGCGAUCCAAGCAGCUCUCCUCCUUGCACUUUACCAGUAACUCGUGUGUUGUGUGUAGUCUGUGCCGAGUGAUAGUUUGCAGUACAGCAAUACAAUUACCUUGUAGAAAAAGAUAUUUUGAUCUGAGCAGUCUCGGUAACAAAAAAUCGUGAUAAGUCUGAAAUUUAAAUGCACCUACUUAUAACCGACUUUAUCCCCUUUGCGGUUUGAUCCACUCUCCUGGUAGAAGUUCACUGAAAAUCCUACUCCAGCAGUUAUAUAUACUUAUAUAAGAGAAUCUGUGAGCCUCUCUUUCUAUGCUACUGUCCUGCCAAACUAGUUUAAAAGUGAUGAGUUAAAGGUGGUCCCACUAGUGUUAUUGUACAUGUUUCUGUGCUGUUGUCUUGUUGUGGCCCCUGAGUUAAACAGCUAGGUGGCACCAGAGGCACAGAAUGCAUCACACCACCCCCACUCAAAUUGAAACCAGUAUUUUAUAACCACCACGAGCCACAGUAAACUAGAACCUGUGUGAUGCAAACGUGUUCCCUCAGCUCCUGUUUAACAUUGAGUCUGUUUCCGUUGUUCCUUGUGUUUCCUGCUAACUUGUGUCUAAAUCCAGCUCCUGUAUGCACAAACACCAAUGGGGAUGGGGGGGGGCUGUCUUUUCCUUGCCUGCACCCUUUUCUUUUUCUUUUUUUGUAAUAUCAAAUAAUUUUGGGACCUCGCGACCAUUUGUCUUAACCGCCAUUACUCAGUCCUGUUGUAGGUGAGCUAUGCAUCGUGAGUCUUGGACCUGUGCAUAUGUGUGUGACGUAAUUUUCAGACAUAUACGUAGACGUGUAACGAUGAAUGUGUGGCUGUUUUUUUUUGUUUUUGUUUAAAUCACUGAGCCAAAAAAAAAAGAAAGCAGGACACAUGCUCUGUUUGUAUAAAACCUGCGUUGCGACAUCGAUGCGAGAGAAAUUCACCUCGAGUGGUUAAGUAGGAACAAUCUGCACGUUGAAAUGUAGGCAUAGUGCUGUUUUCUCACUUGAGUGAUACUGUAGCUUUAAGUCACCCACAGAAACAUAGGGAGCUUUCGUGGCACUCGAGCUGUGUCGCUUUGCAGCCGAAAUUAUACCUCCCUUCUUUUUUUGAUUUUUUUUGUUUUUAAAUCAUAUCCUCUUUCUCAAUUACUCCCAUCACCUGUCGUAAUAUACCGUACAAAUCCGUUUUUACAGCCGUAUUUUCAUUCCAUUCAUUGUGAAGUACACAGGGAGAGUAAUACAAAACAUUUUAGAAAAGAGAAAUGUGAAAGGAACAUUGUAAAUAUCACAUUGAAAAAGAGAUCUACUUAAAUUGUACUGUACUUUCUAAACACAUAUGAAAAUAUAUCUACUGUUUGUAGAUAUAUGUGUAAUUUUGAUUUAAUAAAAUAAGAUUAUAAAGCUCA